Molecule: messenger RNA, 3121 nt
Organism: Magallana angulata
Lineage: Eukaryota; Metazoa; Mollusca; Bivalvia; Ostreida; Ostreidae
Product: GATOR complex protein MIOS-A-like
Exons: 28
Coding region: 116-2749 (877 amino acids)
Biological process (GO): positive regulation of TORC1 signaling; cellular response to amino acid starvation
Cellular component (GO): cytoplasm
Molecular function (GO): protein binding
Source: RefSeq, a predicted model, not a curated record
GUUCACCUCUAAAUUGAAAGCGAAAGUUGACCUACGGAAGGACGAAAUGAAAUGAUAACUUGAGCAGCUUGUUUUGUAUCUUUAUUAGGAGAAACAAAACAUAAAUAUAUCCAGGAUGAGUAACCUGAAAGUACAUUGGUCCCCGAUCCACGACGAUGUGUUUUGCACAUGUAGUCCAAACAAAAUCCUACUGUAUAAAGUGGUACACUCCGCAGAGAAGCCAACACAGAAAGUGCCGUCGAUGAGACAGAUGUCAGACACCCUCUGGGCAGUGGAACAACCCAAGUCUAUUGAGAUGGGGAUGCUAAAGACAGUAGCUUGGUACCCGAAACCUGAACCAGACAACAUGCUGGCCAUCGGACUGGCCAAUGGGAGAGUUAUAUUGAACAAUUUCAGCGGUAAUAGUGAGAGUGACCUAAUUAAAAAGGAGUUUGUCCCCAAGCAUACUAGAUCCUGUAUUUACUUGAACUGGAACCCAGUGGACAGCCAUUUACUUGCGGAGGGUCUGGAGAAGUACAGAAAUGACAGCUGUAUCAACAUCUGGAACAUUCACCACAAACCAGGGAAUGAGCUUGGGGACCGCCAGCGAUACAGUUCUAGUCACAGUGAAUCCAGCGGCGCAAUACACACACCAUACGUAGAGAUAGGGGGUCCCUCAGAGACGACAGCUUCUUUCUGUUGGUUCAAGAAGGAACCCCGGACAUUUGUGACUGGAAUGAACACUCGUUACCUCCGAAUCUACGACCUUAGGGAUUGCACUCGGCCCCAAAACCAGACACAGACCAAGAUGAUACGAGGGGCCAGUGUGGACAGACAGAAUGAGCACAGGAUCGCUACCUUUAACGAGAACCAUGUCAGUGUGUGGGAUGUGAGGAAUUUUGAUAAACCUAUGCUAACAUUUCAAGAACCGAAAGCAGUCUCUAUGAUUCGCUGGUGUCCAACAAGGAAAGGAUACCUAGGUAUUCUGAGCCAGGACAGCCUGACAGUCAAAAUCUACGACAUUCUCCAUCUACCACAAACAGUGGGUUCUGAAGAACUGGAUCAGUACUACAGUGAGAGAACCAUCAAAGUCCUUAACUCUCAGAUCGUGUCCUCCUUCUCCUGGCAUCCCAAACAAGACAGUCGACUGUUGACUGUAACACAGCAGGGCUUACUGAGGGACCUCAUAGUGCAAGAACACAUUCCUUUUAACUGGUCCGUUGAUUCCACACUUGUCACAGCCCACGGAAAGUCCAUGAGUAUCACCUCCUUUACCAAGGACAACUCCAUUCCACAGGACAUUGCCGUCAGAAUGAAGGAACGCAUACUUCAAGGCUAUGGACUGAAGUCUGACAUAAUCUGGGAAAAUGUGUAUGCCAUCAAAGAGGAACCUGAGCUGUAUGGAGUGUGGAGGUGGUUAUCAUAUGCACGAGAAAUGCUUGAAUACAAUAAACAAGGACAGACCUUUCAGCGUGGCAUGAUGGGAAAACACCUGGGAGUGAAGAGCAUUCUGGGAUUGGAUGUGGAUGACAUGGCCACCUCUCAUAUGACUAACAUGUACUGGUCCUCGGACUUCUAUAGAAAGCUUGCCUGUGUGAAACAAUAUCAUAGUGCAGAAAGGUCGAAGGCGUUGCAGCUGUGUGGGUGGGGAGGAGACCAUCAUAAGCCAGAACUACUGGACACCAUCCUACAUGAACUCCAGAUGGAUGGUAAAUACGCAAUAGCAGCUGCCAUGGCCUUGUUCAACCUUCAAAUCUCAAAGGCCAUAGAAAUACUCAGCACCAGCAAAGGUCAAGAAAACACCGACCUCAGCACGGUUGCCAUGGCGAUUGCUGGUUACACAGAGGAGAAGAAUACGUUAUGGAGAAAGACGUGUAUGUCGUUGCUACAGAAGCUGGAGGACCCGUACCUCCGCGCAAUGUUCGCCUUCCUCACCUGUGACCGCGAAAAUUACGAGGAAAUUCUGAGACAUGGCUGGAGAAAGACUGAACAAGGUGGCAUGCAACUCUCUGACAAGGUGGCCUUUGCUUGCAUUUAUCUGGACAACGAUAAGCUCAAAGAGUACAUCAACAGGUUGACAAGGAAGGUGAUAGAGGCCGGGAACCUGGAUGGACUACUCAUUACAGGUCUGACCCCUGACGGAGUGUCCCUAAUCUCCAGGUUUGUGGACAUGACGGGUGAUAUACAGACGGCUGCCCUGCUGUGUGUGUUCUCGCUGCCCAACGAGAUGUCCAAGGACGAGCGAGUGCUGAACUGGAUAGAAUCGUACAGGGAACUUUUGGAUCGAUGGAGACUCUGGCAUCACAGAUCUAAGUUUGACAUCAUCUGGCGGGCCGGUGACAACUUCCGCGUCAUCUCCCAGGCGUUUGUCAGCUGUAACUUCUGCGGAAAAUCCAUCGCCUGUAACAUGCCCGUUGCUAGUCGUGCUCGACCGCACAACUCUUACUCAGCCGGAACACUGACGUCCACAAAACCAAAGAUAUCGUGCUGUCCUGGAUGUAGGAAGCCCCUCCCCCGAUGUUCCCUGUGUCUGACCCACCUAGGGACGCCCUCAGGGUCUGCUCUGUACACACAGAAGGACAAAACAACAUAUUCAGCAAAGAUGACGGCCAUUGACGAUUGGUUCACCUGGUGUCAAUCAUGUAGACACGGAGGCCACGCCUCUCACCUGUUAGAGUGGUUUGCUGAGCACUCUGAAUGCCCCGUCACUGGGUGUAACUGUAAAUGUUCUACCCUGGAUCACACUGCCAGGUUAGCGGCCGAGAGCUGACCAGAAUUUCAGUCUGUAUUGUGCAAAACUUUACUACUGUGAAAACUUGGAACUAAUUACACAUGACACUUCCUAUUGUGUGGGAGCUUGCAAAAGACAAAACGCUUUGGAAUAUGUCAGAAUACUUGAACAAAAUUGCAAAGGUUUUACCUUAACCGUGCUGCCAAAACAGUGAACGCCUAACGAACAUGCAUGGGAAUUAACAUAAUUCAGAACAUAAAGUAACAAUCGAGGGGAAGUUUGCAAUGAUUGCAUAUUAUUUGUUCUACAAAUGACUCAAGACAGUGUCGUAUUUUUAUAUUUAAAAGUUAUGUGAUUAAAACAUUGGUAUAUUGAUCAUUAAUGUAAUUAAAAAAGUGAUUUCACAAUCAA